Molecule: messenger RNA, 492 nt
Organism: Manis javanica (Malayan pangolin)
Lineage: Eukaryota; Metazoa; Chordata; Mammalia; Pholidota; Manidae
Source: RefSeq, a predicted model, not a curated record
GAAGUAUCUUUUGUGUUACCAGCCUCCUUCUCUGAACAUCCAGUGUGAUGACCCCAAGCCAACUGCUUCUGUCCUGGUCAUGAACUGCAGGAUUGGUCACCCUAUACUCAAGAGGUCAUCUGCAAACUUUUCAGUAGUUUGGCAGCUAGAGGAGAAUGCCUUUCCAAACAGAACAGCCAGCAUCACUGUGACAGUCAGCAAUUCCAAUGAGAGAAGGUCUUUGGUCACACAGACCCACAGCCUUCAGUUCAGGUGGGCCUUCAUGGCAGUUCUUCCCAAACCAUCAGUGAUGUAUGUAAACACAAGCCGGGGGGUUUCCGACCACAAAGAAUUCUUCUUUAAUAUACAUGGGGAAAAUCUCUUUGGAGCCAAAUUCCAGCUGCAAAUUUGUGUUCCAAUCAGAUUACAAGACAUCCAGUUUAUAAAAGUGAAGAGCCUGACAAAGACUCAGGCUACCUGAAGUGUCAAGGCUCAAAAAUGAAAAUAUGGAAU